Molecule: messenger RNA, 6020 nt
Organism: Esox lucius (northern pike)
Lineage: Eukaryota; Metazoa; Chordata; Actinopteri; Esociformes; Esocidae
Gene: synpo2la
Product: synaptopodin 2-like a
Exons: 4
Coding region: 223-3756 (1177 amino acids)
Biological process (GO): positive regulation of actin filament bundle assembly
Cellular component (GO): actin cytoskeleton; Z disc; nucleus
Molecular function (GO): actin binding
Source: RefSeq, a predicted model, not a curated record
UCUGGGUUGACGUCUGUGUGUUUGUCCGUGAGAGAGAGAAGAGUGUGUGUGUGUGUGUCAAGGUGCUAGACUUGUGGGCUGAGAGAGCUCCAGGAUAGUAUAGAUGAAGGAGAGCAUGCAGAGCUCUCUGAGGGGGCCCUGACAACUAUGGAGUAAACGCAUUGAGGGCCCCCCAGAAAGAUUGAUUAACAGACAGAAACACUAAAGAGGGAUCACACAAUUAUGGUGGCAGAAGAGGUUAUAAUCACCUUGUCCGGCGGACCACCAUGGGGCUUUCGUCUCCAGGGGGGCGCGGAGCACCAGAAACCCCUUCAGGUGGCCAAGGUACGUAAGCGCAGUAAGGCGUGUAGGGCCGGACUGAGGGAGGGGGAUGAGCUGUUGUCCAUCAACGAGCAGCUGUGUGGGUCACUGUCCCACGCCCAGGCAAUGGCCAUAAUCGACAGCUCGCCGGGAAUACUACACAUCCGGGUUAAGAGGGCCCCAGCCGGCUUCCAGUCAGUGGUGCUGUUGACCCGUGCCCCUUCCCCUCGCAUCGACAAAGAGUAUCGAGCUGCCCUGCGCGCCAUGUCCCCCCCCUCCAGACCCCACCACACAACCACUGUCAGGGAGGUGGGACAUAGCAGGUCUUCCCUCUUGUCCCCCCUGGGGCGCAGUGGCCUGACCUCCCCCCAGGGCAGCGAGGCCUACUACGGGGAGACGGACAGCGACGCAGACGUGGCGGCUCAUGAGAGGCAGAGACGGCAGAAGCGCAGAAGCCCCAGCAACUUACCUGGAAAAGCCUCCGGCAGAGGCUCCCCGGAGGGGGGGGAGACGUCUGAGUUCAGUGGCUAUGACAGCGCUCCAGAUGCCCGGGUCUACCCUGGUCCCCAGGGCCAUGGGCUAACAGACAGCAGAGGAGAGGGGGAGGGCCUGCCAGGCGUGGCGCGCAGGGAAGUGAUCUACCAACCUCCUCCAGGGAUGUGGUCCUCCCAGACCUCCACGGAGACAUCAUCCAUCAUCUCCUCGGUCGAGGACCAGGGCCCAGGGCGGAACGGAGUAGUGGAGGAAGACAGUGGCUUUCAGGAGCCCUCCAAUGUGGUCCCAUUGGUGUCCCCUGAGAGGGCCAAGGAGGCCUUGCAACUGAGAUCCCGUAGUCAGCUGGUGCCCAUGGUGGGACCCAUAGACACCCCAGUGGACGAGGAGCUCAGUGUCACCUACAUGGAUAAGGCCAAGCAAGCCAAAUUGAAUCGAGGUGAUACAAUUCAAGACAAACAAGUUAAGGAGGCCAAAACCAAGUGCCGCUCUAUUGCCUCACUCUUGACAGACGCCCCAAAUCCGCACUCCAAGGGUGUGCUGAUGUUCAAGAAGCGCCGGCAGCGCUCCAAGAAAUACACGCUGACCAGCUUCGGCAGUGUGGAUGAAGACAUGCAGCAAGACUCCCAGGAAGAAGACGGUCUCUUCCCAGGAAGUGAGUCAGAGUUUGACGAGGACGGCUUCUCGGCCGCUCCUGACACCACUUGGGACAGUGACUACCUGGACGCGCUGGAGAAGAGGGCGGGGGGAGAUCGAGGGGAUGGAGCUGAAGACGCCCCCAGUCCUGGCCUGAGUGACAUCUCUGGGAAGGGAGCCCAGCUGUUCGAGCAGCAGAGAAAGAGGGCAGCUGAACAUGCCAAGAAGGUGGCGGCCACCCAGUCUCCGACGCCACUGCCGCCUCAGACCCAAACUCAAACACAGAUCCAGGAGCAUCCCCAGCCGUACCCACAGAGCCAUCCACAGCCAGAGGCACGACAGCAGACGUGUCAGUCCCAGCAGCCUGUGACCUCCGGGGACAACACGGAAGAGGCUAUGUCUGCAGCGGCAAGGCCUACAGCGCCAGUCAAUGCUGCUUCCGCCGCCUACAGCAUGGCUAAUGGAGACGUAGCCUACUCUGCGGUAAGCACACCUCCAGCCGUGGCACCUAAAGUGUCCACCAUGACCACUCACAUGCCCCCGCCCCAAACGCCGUUGCCGGAACCCUCCGCCAGCUCUGUGCUCAACAGGACGGCCCGGCCGUUCAACCCAGCGUUUGUGACUAACCGAGCCGCCACCGCUCCGGUUGUGUUCCGCCCAGUUGUCGCCAAAAGGCCGCAGCGCCCGGCGACCUCCGUCUCGAUCGUAGGACAUCCCUUCCCUGCCUCUUCUAUGCCUCCCAGCGGUAAUCCUCCCUUCUCUCCUCCGUCGUCUGUGUCUGGAGGAGGGCUUUCCACCUCGGCCAAUCAUGCCCGUCCCGCCUUCUCCGUGGAAAGCCUGGCAGAGCCACCCAUGCCCUCUGCCCCACAGGCUUCCUUCACGCCCAUACCUCCACCUCCGGUCUCGUUUGCCAACGUGCCCUCAGUUCCACCUCCAACCCCGCACUCAAAUGCACCCACAGGCCAAGCCCCCUUCAUAGUGACCCAGUCAGCCCCAGCGCCCUUUGACCCCGUACCUCAACCUCAGAUUUCUGUUGCCCACAUGCCCCAAUCUUCCCCCGCUGCCCCUGCACCUGUUCCCUUAUCCCCCGUGUCCAAAGUCCCACCUUCCACUGGUGGUCGGACUGGCAUCCUGCUAGAGGCUCGUCGGCGCAGUGGCAGAAGGCCCAUGUUCCGGGUCCCUGAUGACAAGAAAAACUCUCCCAAUCCUGACCUGCUGAACAUGGUGCAAAACUUGGACGACAGGCCGCGCCAUAGAAAUUAUUCAGAGGGUAUAACAGGCUAUGAGGCAGGCGCAGAAGAGGAGGACCAGGGCGCUGAAGACGGCAGAGGGAAGAUGCCUCCACCAGUGGCCCCCAAACCCAGGGUAAUUCACGAGGCCCCCCAGAUCCCUCAGGCUGAGGGGAAGGGGGCUCAGCUGUUUGCCCGCAGGCAGAGCCGCAUGGACCGCUACGUGGUAGACACCCCACUGGAGACCGCCUACCAACAGGAGGUCACUCAUCAUGGGGUCGAGGCCCAGGAUGCUCCCAACCCCAUCACCUCACAGUGGAAGUUAUCCCCCAACAUCCGCGCCCCCCCACCCAUUGGCUACAACCCGCUGCUGUCCCCCUCCUGUCCUGUGGGGCCACAGAGAGAUACGGGCAAGUCUGAUAAGGGGAUCAGAGGAGGGCCAGCUUCUAAGAGGGAGGGAAUCAAAGCUCUGGAUUUCAUGAGAAGGCAGCCUUACCAGCUCAACUCAGCCAUGUUCAGGGGAAGUGUUGCCAACCUGUCAGCGAUGCCAUCCUAUCAGGAGCAAAGGCAGCAGCAGGGAGGCUACGGGACUCUGAUGGGCAGCACAAUGACCCCUCCCAGGCAGAUUCCAGUCAAGUCAGCUCGUGUUUAUGAGAUCAAACGCUUCUCCACCCCCACUCCCAUGUCGGCGCCCAGCCUGGCCCCCACCGUGAUCGCUCCUCGCUCAGCCACAACGCUGGGAGAACGCCUGACCCACUGCGAUAUGACCUCCCCGACCCCUGGUCCUCUCACGCCGCCACCCGCCCCAGCCCCUCAUCCCACCCCUGCCCCUACCUAUUCAGGGGUCCUGCCCGAGCUGCCCAGAAUAAAUGCCACCCCUGUCUCCCACCCAAUCCCCAUCCCUCACCCAGCACCCUAUCCCGGAGUGUCUUACAGUGGGCUCCGAGGAGCCAAGCAGUUUCAGAGUGCCCCUGAGCUCAGUUUCCUUGCUAAUCUCCCCCCACCCCUGAAGGUGAAUGCCUUUCAGGCUCCCAAACCACGCUUCAUUGCCACCAAAGUGGGUGUUCAGCCACGAGUAUGGAGACCAGGUGCCAUGUGAAAUGUCACGGGAGACUUGUCUGUCCGUCUGUCUGUGAGAGAAAUGGACACACCCCAGACCUACACAAAAUUUUCUUCAACUAAACCAUUAAUUAAUAAGCUUGAUAAUUGCUUGUUCAGCAACUAAUAUAAUAAUUCCCCAAAUGUAUAUUGUUUGAUUUUAUAAACACUCACUAAAUGAAUGGUUGAUGGCCGACUCAUACACGGAAUAAAUAUAAAGGGUAUGUGGAAAAAUAUGGCCAAAUAUUUGAUUUCCAAAUACAUUUUUAAAAAAAAUACACUUUAAAAAAGAAUACACUGACAAUCAAAGCAAAAUAUAAUUUGGACAAAUUAUUUGUUGUUAUGUGUUUCACAUCCUAAAAUGCACCCUAGAAUGUAUUUUAAAUCUACAAUUAGUGGCCACUUUUUUAGGUACACAUGCUUGUUAAGGAAAAUAGCUAAUCAGCGAAUCAUGUGGCCGCAGCUCAAUAUGUUAAGCAUGCAGAUGUUGUCAUAAGGUUCAGUUGUUGUUCGACCACACAUUAGAAUGGGUAAUACAGGUGAUUAAAGGAACUUUGCUGUAAUUGUUGGUGCCAGACGUGGUGGUUCCAGUAUCUUAUACACUUCAGACACUAGAGUUUACAGAGAAGCAGAUGGGCUAAAGCGGAUGGGUUACAGCACUCACACUGAGUUCCAAUCUUGUCAAUUAAGAACAGAAUGAUGAGGCUAAGGUGGGCACGCGACCACCAAAACUGGACAUUUGAAAAAUGGAACGACGUUGCCUGGUCUAACAAAUCUCGAAGUCUGUUCAAACAUUCAAAUGAUAUGGUCAUAAUUUGGCUUAAAGUGCAUGAAUCCAUGGAUAGAUCCAUUCUUCCUUGUGGCAAUAUUUUACACAAGGAAGGCUGGUGGUGUAAUGGUGUGGGGAAUGUUUUCUGAUUUGAAUGCCAUAGCAUACCUAAGCAUUACUCCUGAUCUGUUUAUGUCCACAGUCUAUUCGUUUUGAAAUGGAUACUUCCAUCAGGUCAGUGUGCCAAGUCUGAAAGCCCACAUCAUCUCAAGAUGGUUCCACUAACAUGACUGUGACUUCAGUCUACCGUCAUGUUAGUGGAACCAUCCCCAGAUCUCAAUCCAAAACCCCUUUGGGAUUAGGUAGAAUGGGAGAUUUCAGCAUAUGAAUAAAUGGUGAAAAGAUCUGCAGGGACUGUGUGAUGCUCGUGAGUUAGUAUGGACCAACAUUGUUCCAGCACCUGAUGGAAUCCGUUAACAAUUCAGGCCGUUUUAGAGGGAAAGGGGGUUCUGCAUGAUUCCUGAUAGGUGUACCUAAUAAUGUGGCAACUUGGUGAAUUUUUAUUCCAUAUGGGAAAACUCCCAUAUUAUUUUCAAUCCUUUUGUUUGUGCCAGAGCGAAAAUUAACUAUUACUGUCACUAAGUACUAUCUAAUUCUACUUUAAUCACAUUCAUAUAGGUAAUUACAUUUGAAGCUUAGCUUUCUUCACUCACAUGCUGUUGCUAAAAUGUGUUUGUCUGUUGGGGGCAUUUCAAUAGUGGAAUGUUCAACUAACACAUACGCAUGGGUAUGCAUACCCAUUCUACAUCAGUUUUUUUUUUGUCAGUAUACUCUUUCUACACACUCUAAAUAAGGUUUAAAACAAAUGGAAGAGAUAGAGUCUGAAGUACAGUCUGAAUUAUUCUUUGAAACUUGAAGUGUUGAAAAUGAAAUGUUGAACUGAAAAUGAUGGGUGGAUGUCCGUUCGUAGAGAAACCGACUGCUCUCAGAAAAAAUCUCUUUAGCCCUGUCUUCCCUUUCUGAUGAGAACGCAGAGGAGGGAGAGUUGAGGCUAAUGUAAGGAGUGGAGAUCAAAAGGUGGUCACAGCAGCACUGAUUCAAUGUGAAUUAGAUGAGUCCCAGGCACCCUGACCCUUCACUCAAACAAAACCCCUGAAAUGAUUGUUUCUCAUUAAAUCUGGACAACUAGAUUAGCUCUAAUAUUAAAUAGCUUAUCUAGGGAAAAAGUUCUAUCAGACCUUUCUCCGUCCUGAAUAUUUGUGUUGGUGGUCAGAUCCCUGACAUCAAGUGGUCAGCAGGAAAUGCUAUCUGUUUUGGCCGAGCUCGUAGUCAACAGGUGUCUUGCUAUCCUGCUCCUGCCUAUUUGUGGAGCUGAUUACACAGCCAACUGAAUUGUACGAGCACAUCAACCUAGCCCAAGCCAGACAAGUGUGCCCUUUCUGGAUGUCACAUUUCUAUGUCACCACUCAUAUUGUAUUAAAACAAAUGACACUGAU